Molecule: messenger RNA, 3149 nt
Organism: Osmerus eperlanus (European smelt)
Lineage: Eukaryota; Metazoa; Chordata; Actinopteri; Osmeriformes; Osmeridae
Product: E3 ubiquitin-protein ligase RNF182
Exons: 1
Coding region: 429-1181 (250 amino acids)
Biological process (GO): protein ubiquitination
Molecular function (GO): ubiquitin protein ligase activity
Source: RefSeq, a predicted model, not a curated record
UCCCAUUUCUCUGAACGGAAAACAAUGUUUCUCUCUACCGGGGUGAAUUUUGGUCAAUCGGUAAACAACGCGCGUGAUCUAUGUGCCGACCGCCGCCUCCUUGUCUUGGUGCGCCUCUUUGCUGGAUGUGCACAGAUCACUUCGCUGGAUUAACCUCGCACUGAAGUCGCAUUACAUCACCGAAUCCCACUCCCGAAGCGUAAAAUGAGAACCGUUGAAUAUUUUAAGGGAGGAUCCGAAAAUUAAAGCCACGGGAGAGAUGCCACAGCUGGAUUUUUACAACGGGACGUCGUGAGGAUUUUGGAAAAUAUAGUCUAGCCUAUCAACAAAGUAGACAAUUCAACGGAGAGCUAACGCUUUUGUUAACGGGGGCGUGCACCGUCAUCAGCAUCAGUCUGUCCUCUCCUUUGUGUUUACGGAGAAUGUGAAUGGCGAAAGAUGACAUGGCAGAGGUAGACUUGGCAUCAAACGGAGCAGAGCCCCCGGGCGUGGCGACAGCAUUCCCCUACGAGGAGUAUGAAUGCAAAAUUUGUUACAAUUAUUUCGACCUUGACCGUCGCGCUCCCAAGAUAUUGGAAUGCUUGCACACAUUUUGCGAGGAGUGCUUGAACACGCUCCACCUCCGUGAAGAGCGUCCAUGGCGCGUAAGCUGUCCUAUUUGUCGCCACAGGACGCCCGUACCCGACUAUCGGAUACAGAACCUGCCCAACAAUACAAAAGUGACGGAAGAUUUUCCGCUCUACAUUGACUCAGACCCCUUGCCUCAAGAUGCUUUGCCCCCGUAUCCUCCACCAUUGCACCCCGCGCUAGUCGCGCUCAGACGUGAGGAAACGGGGGCGUCAACGAGUCAAGCGACCCCGUCCACGACCGUGUCCACCGCCACAACCCUUUCGCAGGACUCCGUGCGCUACGACAGCUGUCAAAGUUGUAAACGAGUGGCGUUAACCACAGGUUGCGUGUGCGUGAUAUUCUCUUUUCUGUCCAUGUUAGUUCUGCUGUUCAUGGGUUUAAUCUUCGUCCACAGCCCACCCUCGCCAGCAGGACCUAUCUGCCUGUCGAUAGCCAGUAUUUUAGCCAUGAUUUCGGUGGUCGUCACGUGGCUUAUCUGCUGGUUAAAAUACCGACCGGAUCACGAGACAGGCCGAUCCUCUGCCACCAGUAAUUCCCGGAGAAACGCCUGAUGAUGAUAAUGAUAACGGUGAUUAUUGUGGUCAGUGGUGUGAGAGAUUUAUGUACAUAUAUUCUUGUCAACUGACACCCCACUCCCUUUACUUUUUUUGUAAUGAAAACAUGGCCUUUUAGCAGUAUGGCAAACACCUAAAGGGCCUUCAUGUGUUCACUGAAUAAUGGUCUUGCAUACAGGCCACCACUGAUAGUCAUAUUAUGCACUGUAUUGAGAGAGAGGAUUUGUGAGUGUAAACCUGACACGAUUGACCUCUCUGGAUACUCAAAUUGGUUUGUAUCUGGUUUGCCUGGUUGUGGACUGAAUGUGGAGUGCAAUGCCAGUACUCUGCCAAAGGAUGCCCCUAGCCUAUCUCACUAUGCCUCUUACUGUAUGUUAAGAUUCAUUCUCUUCUGUAUCCCAAGCACUUACUACACUGUACAGCCUAUUUCACCAUGUCAUGUCUAUUUAUAGUUGAAGGCUUUUGCAGAAAUACAAGGGUUAUAAGCCUUUAAUAAUAGUAAUAAUAUAUUAAUUGUUCAGAAAGCUUUCCUAUAUAAGUAUGGAAAUGUAAAUAAUCUAUCAACAUAUUUGUACAUAUCUCACAUAAUUGAUGUGAUAAUUAAAUAGGUGUCACUAUUUAAAUAUGCAUGUUUAGGUUAAACUGAGAAUAUAGGUCUAGAACAGGAGAAAAGAGAAAACUGCCUUUAUUCAUACAUUCAAGUCAUUGUCUUCACCCGAGUCCUGGGACAAAUAUUUACAAAUGCCUGGGUGCUUGCUUGAUUUUGUUUACCCUUGCAAUGCAACAAAACCUAUGGAAACAGUCUCAAUCGAGGCAAAUCAAACACACCCGAAAGACAAGUGAAUCAACUCGAUACACUCGUUUGUCCAGCCCCCCUCUCCUAGCAGUGCUGUCUGAUCAAAACCAUCCUAUAGUCCUCCCUCUCCUGCUCCCUGAUCAUAUUUCGCUCUCCCUCUUCCUCCCUCUUCCUGUCAACUGAUAUUCCUGGUUCUGACAGAAAUAGGAAGGAGCCAUCUAUAUUGGUUUCAGUGAGGGUCCUCAUGGGAAUAUCAUGAUGCAACAUGGAAAACUAGAAAUUCUAGAAAAACAAAAAUCCUGCCUUUGGUGAUGUGUAACUAGGGGAAACAGGCUGGCCAAGAAGUGAACGUGCUCAGUUGUCUCCUUAGGUUCAGCAGUAACCUCAUGCACUUCCCAAGUUCAGUGUGUAUUUCAAGAUGUAACGGUCUGGAGACCACUCUGUGAAUACCAAUGAAGAAAAUAGAUUCAGUAAUCGGAUAGAUUUGAUCAAACCCUCAGAUAUAUACGUUACUGUAUACAGUACAAGUACACUGCAAUUAGCUGUUGCUACACUGUGCUACCAAAAACAACCACAGUUUUACACUUACUAAAACUUAAACUGCAGGUAACAAAAAUAUCCGUAAGUUUUACUUAAAAAUGUACAUAGAACAAUAAAGCUUUAUAGCAGUUACUUAUGUUUAUAAAUUCAUUUUUUAAUCUUUUGCAGUAGGAUAUUGAGACUGUGGAGGGGAAAUAGCACUAAGAAGUCAUCUAUAGACCACAAUCAUUAUGGCAUAGAAUACAAAAACCAACAUUAAACAGGGCAUAGAUGGAGAUAGGAGGGAUCCAAGGUUUAUCUCAUUUGCACAUUACCUGUAACUAUGCCUCUCUUUAGGGACUGCAAUCUAAUCAACAAGUAAGGAUGGAACUGUGCUAAACAAUCUCCUCCUGCUUUAAUCAGUCUGGUUUUCAUCAACAUUAGAAGAUGCACUUUCACCCUUUAUUUGAGGUAAAGGGUAUCUGACUAGAGUAUUAUUGUAUUUAUUUCAUAGGAACUAGAAUUGUGAGGGUAUUGAUUUUUAUGAUGAAAUGAUUGUUGUCAAUUUAUCUAAAUGUAUUUGCACAGAGAACUGUUCUGUAUGUGGCGUUUUACAUACAUAACACAUUUCAGUAAUAAAGUAAAUAUUC